This is a messenger RNA of Cutaneotrichosporon cavernicola, 1251 nucleotides long. RefSeq lists its product as uncharacterized. The transcript has 3 exons. Bases 1 to 1251 code for a protein of 416 amino acids. The record is from RefSeq and is a predicted model, not a curated record. Gene Ontology annotation, cellular component: endoplasmic reticulum membrane. Lineage: Eukaryota; Fungi; Basidiomycota; Tremellomycetes; Trichosporonales; Trichosporonaceae. Gene Ontology annotation, molecular function: ATP-dependent diacylglycerol kinase activity. Gene Ontology annotation, biological process: phosphatidic acid biosynthetic process.
AUGGCCGUCGCCGCGUCGCUUCCCCCUUUCCGCUCGCCGUCCCCCGCCUCAUCCCUCUCGUCAUUUGCGCGCUCGCCGUCCCCGUCGAGCCCCCGCAUUCGCGCCAGCGCGUCUCCACCUGCCCAUCACUCGCCCCGCGCGAUCCGUCGCCCAUCGAUCGAGCCUAAAGAAUACAAGGACACGUUCAGUCUCUACACCAUGGACCCCAACAAGAGCCCAAAGCUCAAUGGCCACAGUCACGCGAGCACCAAUGGCUAUUAUGACGGCCAGCGCAAACGCGAAGGCUCGGUCAGCUCCAUAUCUGAAGACGAGGAGGCAUUCCGUCGCCGCAACCGCCAGGCGCGUUCGCCUCCUGCUGGCGUCGGCACGCUCCCCACCAUCCGCGCAAACGUCGAGGGCACCGCCGACGAGGAUCCUCUCCACGCGCCUCCUCCUGCUCCCUCUGCAGGUGCGGCACACGCAACCGUUAUUGGCCCGGACGGACAGCCGGUGCUCCGCCGCCGCCGCUCCUCCAGCAUCAAGGUCAAACCACCUCCCGGCGUAACGCCUCAAAAGGCUGUCGACUGGGAGAUUCCCCGUAAGGCGUUCCACUCGUCGAUCGGCUUCUUCACGCUCGUGCUCUACUACCUCGACCCACCGACGGUCCUGCCGCUCAUCAAAUAUCUGACCGUCGCCUGUGCUUUUAUCUUUACCGUCGACUUGAUCCGCCUCAACUCACCAGCAUUUGCCGAAAUCUGGGAGAUAGUGUGCGGCUUCCUCAUGCGCGUCGAGGAACGCAACAAGAUUAACGGCGUCGUAUGGUAUCUUGUUGGCGUCAUCUUUGUCCUCUACAUGUACCCGCGCGACAUUGCCGUUGUGUCCAUUCUGACCCUCUCGUGGUCUGACACGACCGCGUCCACAUUGGGUCGUCUGUGGGGCCGUCACACUCCGCCGCUCCCACCGCACUUCCCGGGCAUCAAGUUCCUGCCCUUCGCACCGCGCAAGUCGCUCGCCGGCUUCCUCGCUGCGUCCGUGACAGGCUUCCUCAUCGGGUACGGCUUCUGGCACAACGGAUCGACCGUCUACCACGACUGGCUUAUCCUCGACUCGGGUAUGCUUGGUCGCAUCGGCACCGCGCUCGUUGUCGGCGUCGGUGGUGCCGUCGUUGAGGCCCUAGACCUUGGCGUCGAUGACAACCUCACCCUCCCCAUCCUCUCAGGCGCCCUCAUCUGGGGUUGGUUCGAGAGCACAAACUACCUGCUCCGGCUCUAA